UUGGCCUUCGUUCUCUGAGCAUUUCUCUCGAAAAGGGCGGGAAGAGUACUUUCACAGUGAGCAAAUUUGAAGAUAGCUAUGGAAAACUCCAUUGACAUCGCUCCUUCUUCUUCUUCGUCAGCUCCACCGCUUGAGCUCGAAGCAAUUCGAAGUCGAGCGAGAGAGCUGGAAGACAUGCUUAGGGUUCUUGAUGAAGAUGGAUCGGAGUUAUCCCCUUUAGAUUCAGAGAAAUUACUCGAGGAUUGUGCUCUCGAUUUCCAGAGAAGAAUGGAGGAAUUAGGAUCGGAGUGGUCAAAUGUUGGUUUUUCAACAGAUAAAGAUAUCGAUGAAUGCUUGGAACACUUGGGAAAGGAGCUUAGCACAGUGGAGGCUGAAAGCGCCAUGAUUUCUCAAGAAAUUGAAAUGCUUACAAGAACUCAUGCUGAAGACUAUAGUCGAAUGGAGAUUGAACUUGAGGGGUUGAAAUGUUCAUUGGACUCUGCUGCUCUACAGGAUCUCGAGAAAGUAAAAUUGGCAACCAGUGAAGGCCAUUCGACUUCAAUGAAUGUUUAUGGCAGAAAAAAAUUAGAGCUAUUGGAACUUGAGAAUCGGAUAGAAAAGAAAACUACCAUCUUAAAGACUUUAGAGGAUCUAGAUUCUGUAUGCAAAUGGUUUGAUGCCACAGAGCAGGUUGAAGAUGCCUUUGUUGGUAUAAAAGUCACCGCAUUUGAUGAAAACUGCAUUAGGUUGUCAUUGCAGACAUACAUUCCAAAAUUAGAAAGCUUUUUAUCUCAACAAAAUAUUGAAGCUGUCGAUGUGCCACUGGAAUUGAAGCAUCAGUUGAUGAUUGAAGUCGUUGAAGGGACCAUAGAGCCGAAAAACGUUGAGAUUUUUCCAAAUGAUAUAUACAUAAAUGAUAUUCUGAAUGCUGCAAAGAAUUUCAGUCAAUCUUCAUUGCAGUGGUUUGUAUCAAAAGUACAAGACAGAAUUGUUUUGUGCACGAUGAGGCAACUUGUGGUGAAGAGUGCAAAUAAAUCUCGAUACUCCUUGGAAUACCUGGAUAAAGAUGAGAUGAUAUUAGCUCACCUGGUUGGGGGAGUUGAUGCGUUGAUCAAAGUUUCUCAAGGUUGGCCAGAAUCAAGCUCUCCAUUAAAGCUAAUAUCUCUCAAGAGCUCUAACAAUGACACAAAAGGAAUAUCGUUAAGCUUUCUAUGUAAGGUUAAGGAGGCGGCGAAUUCGCUGGCAGCGCAUGCUCGGCAAAAUCUGUCAAGCUUUGUGGAUGCUGUUGAGAAAAUACUUGUUAUACAAAUGCAGAUAGAACUUGAGUCUGAUGAGACCCCAAAGAGCAACCCAUGAUUCUAUAAUAUGUCACCUUAAACAAUUUUAUUUUGCACUUUAGAAGUCAUAUGUACUUAAUCUGAAAAGAAAUUCAUGGUCUGUUUGAUUUGUAAAACUAAGCUACUUGUUUUUUACAAAUUAUUAUAUUCUUCUAUUCCUUUAUAAGUAAUUCAGUGUCCAUUUUUCCCCCUUUAAUAAAGGUUUGUUAGUUUCUUGACCA
This is a messenger RNA of Cannabis sativa, 1537 nucleotides long. RefSeq lists its product as uncharacterized. Lineage: Eukaryota; Viridiplantae; Streptophyta; Magnoliopsida; Rosales; Cannabaceae. The transcript has 12 exons. The coding region runs from base 79 to 1335 and encodes 418 amino acids. The record is from RefSeq and is a predicted model, not a curated record.